Messenger RNA from Bipolaris maydis ATCC 48331, 1140 nucleotides. RefSeq lists its product as uncharacterized. NCBI's taxonomy places the organism in Eukaryota, Fungi, Ascomycota, Dothideomycetes, Pleosporales, Pleosporaceae. The record is from RefSeq and is a predicted model, not a curated record. Gene Ontology annotation, molecular function: 1-alkyl-2-acetylglycerophosphocholine esterase activity.
AUGUACACUUCCACUGCCUUGAUCUUAGCCUACAUGGCGAUUCUUCCUCUACUUUCUGCGGCAAAAAUAACCAUUGGACAAGUCGGCCAAGACAACAUAACAAUUGGGAGCGCAUCAAUGCUCUUAACGGACACAAAUCGCCAAGAUCCUUAUAUCAACGAUGGACGAAGCCGCUCAAUCAUGGUUUCAAGCUACUAUCCUGUCCUGAAGUGCACAAAGAAAGGAAUAAAGCCUUAUAUGCCGCCUCAGACAGCCGCUUUCAUGGACAACAAGUUCUCAGUCUACGGCCUCCCCAACGGAACAUUCCCGUCUUUUGAAUUCGAAGCAUGCGAUAUGUCCACAUCCCAAGAUUCAUGUUCUACACCGGCUCUGCCACUUGUGCUGUUUUCUAGUGCGCUAGGUACCAGCAGAUAUCUUUAUAGUAUCAUGCUUCAAAGCAUCGCAUCUUCAGGAUAUCUAGUUAUUUCUAUCGACCAUCCUUACGACGCCGAUAUUGUCGAGUAUCCUAAUGGGACCAUCAUUACCGGUGUUGAUAUUCCUGACGACAAGAUCAAUCAGACAGUCGCCACCCGUGCAGACGACAUCUCGUUUGCCCUCAACAGCCUACACCGAAGCCAUGUUUCUCAGAAACUAUUCCCUAUCCAUACAGAACUUCAAAAAAUCCCUCAAGUAGCUAUUCUGGGUCAUUCUCUUGGGGGUGCGGCUGCAGGAGCAGCGGUACUGCAAAUUCCUUCUGCGCGUGGCGGCAUCAAUCUCGAUGGAACCAUGUUUGGUUCCGUCCUCGAUAAGGGCCUUGAUAGGCCCUUCAUGCUAAUUGGUCAUGCAAACAAGACGCAAGAAACAGAUCCAUCCUGGAAGACGAUGUGGCCGAAGUUGCGAAGCUGGAAGAAAGAGAUUGAGGUCCACAAAUCGGCGCACUAUUCAUUUUCUGACCUUCCGGCACUCAUGAGUGCGUUGGGACUUGGAAGCACACAGGUACCGGCCAUCGGUCACCUGCUAGGUACGAUCGAAGGGAAACGGAUGAUGCAGCUUACAGUUGCUCAUAUCGUUGCUUUUCUCGAUUUCACCCUAAAGUCCCGCGGAAAGAGAGGAUUUACAGAGGCGGCUAGACGAUUCCCAGAGGCUGUGACUGUUGCCUGA